CAGGACUAAAAGCCCAAUACAAACUUGGUUCUGAGUCUUCAAACACCUGAGACUGAGAGAGGCUAUCAAAAAAGAAUUCAUGGAAGAAAAUACAGUGGAUUUGCUAAGCAGUUUACCAGAUGAAAUCCUCGGCCGGAUCAUUUCCUUUCUCCCUUCUGAAUCUGCACUACAAACAAGCUUCCUUUCGACUAGAUGGGCAAGCCUAUGGAACACAGUUUUAGUGCAGCAUGGAACUACAGAAGCUGCUGUCGCUGCAAUUUCUGAAUUCUUAACUCAUUUUGAUGAGCUUGAUCCAUUAAGGCAACCCCGGAGGCUUCAAUACCACUUUGGCAAAGGUAGUACUAGUAUCCUCUUAGCUACCAUUGCGGCUAAUAAUAAACUUCACAUGGAGUUAUCGACUGGCAAGCAAGAGUUUCAAAAGCAGUUUGAUUGGCAGUUGGGACUGAAUCACCAAAGCCUUACUGACCAGCCGAGUUCAUCUACCUUCUUUGUCAAAACCCUUUUUCUAAAAUCUGUAGGCUUUCAAUCCAAAGAGGCAGUGUCCUCUGUAGUUUCAAAUUUUCAGUUUCUUGAAAGCUUGAAGAUCAUUGAGUGCAAUGGAUUACAAACUUUAGAAAUUGACUCCAGUCCAAGGCUUAAAAGCUUAACCAUCUUUGAUUGUCCUCAACUGAAAUCUCUCUUCAUAAGGUCUUUGAAACUUAGAUCUUUCCGGUAUCGGGGUCUGCUCCCUUGGCUCUUGGCUGAAAAUCAUUUUAAUCUGAAAGAUGCAAUGCUGGAUUUCAGACAAGGGCCAGGCGACAGUAGCUUUGGCAGUUAUGAUUUUGACCCAAGUCUAUUAACCAUAAAGAAUGCUGAAAUUCUUACACUAUGCAAAUGGACUUUUGAGAAGUUGAUUUGGCCAUCCAUUUCCUAUUUACAUGGAAAUUUCCAGUUCUACAGAUUGAAAGAGUUAUGGUGGAUCGAUAAUUCCUCAGAAGGAUAUAACAGUGAUGCCUUAAUCUCAUUCCUAAAACUGUGUCCUGCCUUGGAACAACUUUUUGUUACUGUUGACACUAAGAGUUACUCCAUGCCGAUCACUACUACAUACUCAAAGAAAGUCGCUAGGCAUUCAAAGCUUGAACAUCUCAAAGUGGUCAAAUUGGUGGGAUUUACAAACGAAGAGGAUGAACUCUCAUUGGCAGAACAUUUGACUAAGUUAGCUGUGAAAGAGCCAUUAAUUAUAGCAACGGCAGAUGGGAUUUGCUUUCGGAGUUUAGUCAAGGUUCAUUUGUAUCAACCAAAGUUAAAUCAAACGCACGUGAAGUAUACACACAACUACAAGUUUGUCGAAGAAGAUGGAGAUAUUAAUGAGUUAUGCGUAAAUCAUGCCCACAUGGGGUUAUAAAUGUAACAAAGACAUAUACUGAUAUAAUAAUAUAAUAUUGACAGCACUGUAGCUUCUGUAGCUUA
Messenger RNA from Quercus lobata, 1449 nucleotides. RefSeq names its product F-box family protein. Bases 80 to 1384 code for a protein of 434 amino acids. The transcript has 4 exons. The record is from RefSeq and is a predicted model, not a curated record. Lineage: Eukaryota; Viridiplantae; Streptophyta; Magnoliopsida; Fagales; Fagaceae. Gene Ontology annotation, molecular function: protein binding.